Molecule: messenger RNA, 675 nt
Organism: Schistosoma margrebowiei
Lineage: Eukaryota; Metazoa; Platyhelminthes; Trematoda; Strigeidida; Schistosomatidae
Source: the annotation of a GenBank genome assembly
AUGCAAGAUGGUGUUUGUGAGCGUUUUGUUCGACGCUACUUAUUAUCGAAGAAUUUCAAAGAUACACUGAAUGCAUUCGAAAUCGAGUAUUCGAAAGAAAAAAGUAGAGGGAAAUUUCAGCCACUGGAUAUUAUCGAUCAACUUCAAGAAGCGAUCUACGAUUCUAAUUUAUCUCAGUUAACCAAUCAGUGGAAUUUCUUAGAAAAUACACUAUUUCAUCGGUUAUCGGGUGAUAAACAACUUGCUGCCAACGAGCUCAAAGUGCAUGUUUUUCGUACAUACUUAGUGCAGGCUAAAAUAAAGAAACGUCAAGCUAAAAUGACUGAGUUUUUCGAAUUACUUUCUUCGCAGUUUUCCUUUGGAAAAGAGGAAUGGCAAAGUUGGUGUGCUUUGCCUUACGCAGCGGAUCCAAAAAUGCAUUCAGAGUUUUUUAUGUAUUUUACAAAGUCAUGGAUGGAUGUAUUGAUUCUAUCACUAACAAACUUCCUCUGUUUGAUAAAUUAUUCUGAAAGUAACCAAAGCAGAGUAUUUUUUGAGACGGAGUUUUCGAACCAAAAGAAUAAAUCAAGCACAAACGAAAAGACAUCAACGUCAGGAAAUCAAUUACCAUUUGGAGAGCUCCUUGAUGACUUUAAUGAACUGGGAACUAUCCGAACAAAUUCAAAACUUUCGUGA